Molecule: messenger RNA, 7050 nt
Organism: Symbiodinium necroappetens
Lineage: Eukaryota; Dinophyceae; Suessiales; Symbiodiniaceae
Source: the annotation of a GenBank genome assembly
AUGAACGACGAGCAGAAGGCAGACGUCUUCAACAAGCUGUUGCUGCGCAAGACGAACUACGAGAUCUGCUCCGAGAAGUAUAAGGUGAUGAACAUUGCAUGCCUUCACGCUGGUUUGGCUCGUCAUCUGACCUGCUACUGGAUGCCAAGAUGGGUGGCGACGGAAGGAGGAGCUUCAGCUUUCGAGACCGUGAAAGAAAGGAGGAAUUGGCCAACGCGGGCAAGACCUGUGGUGGAGAAGGUGAGCGCCUACUUCGCGAUUUUCUACGUUUGCUACAUAACCAUUAUUGUUUUCGCGGUUAUACGUGUAAUCAGCGCCAUUUUUCUCAAAGAUACCUUAGAUGCUGCACACAGCGAUGCGGACAACAUGGUUGCCGAGAACCUGGCAAAGAAGGCGGAGUACGUCAAGAAGCUCGAAAGCUUCUUCAAAGCCAUCGAUGAGUUCGGGGAUGGCUUGAUUACAGAAGAGAGACUCACCGACAUCCUGUCCAACCCAAAGGUGGCAGCUUACUUUGCUACCUUGGACGUCGACGUGCAUGAGUCUGCUGCUCUUUUCCACCUCCUCGAUGAUGGAGACGGCCAGGCCGCGGUGUUCAGCCCCAAGAAAGGUACCCGCAACGUGGAGGCGCUGCUUCACGGCUAUAUCAAAAGCAUCAGUGUGACCGGAGGCCUCGAGGUGAAGGAGCCACGAGCCUCCAAGGAAGCCGCAAAGGGCAAGGCAGCGAGAAAGGAAGCGCCGAAACAAGCACAGCCCGAGCCAAAAGACAAGCGCAAGGCCAAGGGCAAGUCGUCCGACAGAUUGAGAUUGAAGCGUCUACACCAGGUGUGGCACCUCCACCUGCCCAGCAGAGGCCUUCGCCGGGCACGAAAUCGAAGCUGUUGGGCACCGGCUUUGCUGUGCGCUGGCCUCGAUACUCACCUCGACAUAGAAGAUCGCGAUCUGAUUAGCCAGCCGACGAGCGAAGAGAAGUACCAGAACUUCAGCGACAGCAGCAUGCGGGACCGCGUGGCUGCAGCGCGCUCGCACGAAUACCAGCCACCACCUCUUAGCCCAGAGGAGGAUCCAUCGCAGCAUCCGUCUGGAUUUACAUCGAGCGGAUGGGACAAGUAUUACUUCUUCAGCGAUCCAGCCAACUGUUCCGGCGGCCUGCAUCCAACAGCGCGGCUGGGGCGCAAUCGUCCGGCGAUGAAUGGGCCACAGACCUUCACGAUCGAGGCUUUCAGCCCAGAAGAGCUGGCUUUUGCACGGAAGAAGAUUGAAAAGAAGGGUGCACGCACCUCCUACACCGAGGCGUUUAGCCAGUUUCCCCGAAAUUCCACAGCGAUACUCGGGCCCAUCGAGAGGGCCACAGGGCCGCACAUCAUGAAGCAUGCCGCCGCUACGGGACAGUCUGUGUCAGACACACUCAGUCAAGCUGGCUUGGGCACCUUAAACCGCUCCUUGACAGCGCCAGAGCUCAUGGCAGGGCCCCUCACGGCUCACCGCAUGGGCCCUCACUGGCCCCCUCCCGGCCCGGAGCGACCAGACCCAUUGAAGACUCGGCAGCAGCUCAUGGCCAUGGGCCCCCAUCGCACCUUCGUGGAGCUUCACGCCAAGGAUCGGAAGGCACCAGGGGAGUACCUCUACACGGCGUCCGCCUUGUCGCAGAAAGAUGUCCUUCAGCUCACAGGCUAUGUACAAAACCUUUGUGUCGACAUUGUGAAGUCUGAUGACGACUGCUCAGUGUCACAGGACUGCUCCCCGCUGACCCAUUACGAGUGCUCGGAGCUCUACGUUUCAGACGUGGCUGUCAAUGUUCUGGAGGUGGAGAUGGAGUUUGAAGGUCACGUGACCUGGUGGUCCUUCGUGGAAACUCAGCAGAAAAAGCUCUGUGUUGGCAAGAAUGCGGGGAAGGGCCCCCAGGCCUUGACAGCGGGUGAUUGCAUUCUCUGGGAGUACAACACUCAGAAAAGCCGGGAUGCCUUUGAGAUUCUCGUUGCCAUCUUCGAUGCUGGGGAAGAGAUGGUUGCACAUGAGCUGAAACGUGGUAAUGUGCAGUUGGAUUGGUCUUAUGGCCAAGUUCAGAUUGCCACGCCUGGCACGUACUUCUUGCGUUUCUUUCUUGGUUCGUACGAUGCGACAGGUGGUGGCCUUGUCGGAGCCAGAAUGGAAGUGCGCGUCUACCAGAACUUCCAGCUCAAUCUCCACGACCUCAACGCUCUCAAGCUCUACAAGCGCGACGGUAAUGAAUCGAGCGGAAUCGACAGCCAAGUCGCGGCCUGCAACUGCUCCUGCCCAACGGAGGAAGGCGAAGGCAGCGAGACCGACCAAGUCUUUGCAUUGCUCCUCACAUUCGGAGCCAUUCUUGGCAUCCUUGUCGGCAUAGUCUUCGUUUGCCGGCUUGCUGGCGUCCGCGGCAAGCCCAAGAUUCAGCCAUCCCAGGAAGCCGGCCGUUUGGACAGCCGCACGGCAGCACAUGUCAGCGCGAGGCGCUGCGACAACCUGCAUGUAGGGCGACUGUCGGAGACGAAUCCGAGCCUCCCUGACAACGUGCGUGAGCUCUGUGCCGUGCUCCAGGAAUACCGCAUCCAAACCCCUGACCAGCUGCGGGCCCAGAGAGAGGAAGCUGGACACCCCGACAUUAAUCUGCGGAUGCCACUUUGGCUCGCCAUGGCGACUUUCGCGGAGAGCGAUGCGAGCGAUACCUCAGAGGCCGAAGAUGGCGAUGAAGUGCUGGAUUUCGAGGAGGUGCUGCGGAAGUUCCAGCAGAAGGCAGCACAGAGCCUAGACGAGGAAUACGAGCUCCUCAUGGCUUUGUUGCAAAAGUUUCAAGGUAAGAGCCGCUGGAAGCCUAUCGUUUCCAGCUUCUGCACACUGGCCGCCCGUCCUCGCACCAAGGUGCAGGAAUCGCCGAAGAUUCCUAUCGACUUCCCGUUUUGGAUGGAUUUUCGGAACCUGAAGCGUUUGGUGAUGGGAGGUGACUCAGCGCGCUUCUAUCACACGAGCUUUUGCAACAUGACUUGGGGCUUUGAGGAGCCUUUUUCCAGGCGUCGGGCAGGGCAGAUCAACGGAGCAAUGUUUGAUCAUUUUUGCAUGACCGUUUUGGCAACCUACCCUUUCGAAAGGGCUGGACCCUGGAUCAAGGGCUUUUGCUGCACAUCCGACCGUUGCAAGUGGCAUUUUAUUACGCGCAAAGCAUUGGACAUGCUAGGCAAGGAAGGUGAUGGCCAGCAAGUGCUCGAAAAGCUGGCAGACAUGGCCAGGACUUCUUCGAAAGAGUUGAUUUAUGACAAAGAAGGAGAUAAUUCAGCGUCAUGGUGGAAAGAAGCCCUUCCGCUUUGGACUGACAUCUGCUGUCCAGCUGUGCAUUGCGUGUAUGCAAGGCCGCUUAGUGUGCUUCGGAAGCCUUUGGUUGAACACCUGUGUCGGCAACAGAAACAGGCCGCUCUGGCGAUGGAGCACCCAGCGACCACAUGGCAAGCCCUUGCGAAGCAGAUGUGCUUGAAGCCGUGGCAGGCCGCAGAUGUGAAGGCGCACGUCCACCUCAAGAAGAAUCGAAGCAAGCACUGGUCAGCGCGAGUGGAGCAGAGAUUGAGCCAUGCGUACGCUCGGUGGAUGUCGGAGCUGCUUCCAAGCUUGAGCCCCGAUGAUGCAGAGCGGCUGGCCGAGUGGCACGUGAUUUGGGAGUGGGAACGCAAGCUCAUACUGUCCAUAUAUGCCACAGACGCGUUAGUCUACUGGAAGGAGCUGGUGGGAUUCAGCUUCCAGGAGUUUCAGAUGUGCGCCCGUGGCUUCUUGGAUUCAGAUCUCCCUAGCCUCUGCUUCUUGCCUGGGGUUGAUGUGGACAGAAGACUGCUACGAUUCGCGCUGUGGGGUGCCUUUCUGACUGAGUAUGUCGCUGCGGCGCAACGAGACGAUUGGACAAUCGGCGCAGACUGCUCUCAAGCAGAGGAAGCUUCUGCCACACAUGCCCCGGAGAAGAUGUCACCAAGCGCAGACGAUGCCCCCGCGACGCAAGCCGAAAGCCGUCCUCCCGGGCUGCACCAGGCACGCCUGAGACCAGGCUCCAUGGUCCUGCACGUUGCCAGCGGAGACGUUUCUUCUUCUAGGUGUGGCCUGCGCGGCGAGCUCAUCACAGCCCAUGGCCAGACCUGCAUGGUGAAGUUCCCCAACCAGUUCCAUUUGCAAGAGUUGACAAAAACCUUGCUGGCAGUUGGUGAGUCGGAGAAGUGCCAGGCAUGCAACAGACUAGUUGGCUUCCUGGCCCUCGCACGCAGCGUCCUGCUCGCGGACCAGCUUGAGUUCGGACGAAGGAUUCUGGAGCAAGAGGUCGAGAUCCCCUGGCAAGAGGUUUGGAAGGCCCUGGCCGUUUUUCAGAACGUGAUCAAGCAGUUGAAACCGAUACUGGACGGAAGCGGAGAAAUGUAUGCUGGAGCUUCGCACUCGUACCUCAUGGCUGCGGCUUAUGUUUACAGCGCGCAAGCUGCUGGCUACAUUGGGGAGGGGGAGCAGGCGGUCAGCGAUGCUGAACAAGCUAUCUCGCUUUUGGCUGACCUGAAGUCUGGCCACGUGGUGCGGCUUCUGAAUCCAGAGGGUCACUCUUUUCUUCAGGCGCAAGCGCACUUUGCAAGAUCGGUUGGUUUGCAAGACACGGCUGGAUCUGCUGCUGCAGUGGAAGCCCUGGCUUCAGUCACAAAGUUGUGUGACCACUACGGCUUAUCAAGGCGGGACUGCAUGUACAUGCCACCGGGACAUUACUCGGAGCAGCGCCGCGACUGGAUUGCUGCAGCAUCUGCAGCGAACAGCAAUGGUCCAGAAGAGGAAGCUGGCCUGACAGACUCGUCAGAGGAAUCUGAGGAUUCUGAGGCGCUGCCCGAAGAAGAUACUUGGAUUGUGCCUCCGCCGCCAGAGCCUUUUUCUGAUGGUUGCAGCAAAGCGUGCUUCAAGUGCGGCUCGGCGGUGAAGAAACGAGGCUUGAAGAUUCAUCUACGCCGCGAGUGCAGCAUGCGUAGCAAGAGAUGUCCAUACUGCAGAGAGCUUUGCGAGGUAGGUUUCCUUGAUGAGCAUUGUGCUAUUGAUUGCCGGGAGUUUCCAGAACCAUGCAAGCUCUGCGGCGAGCCUGUCGCGCGAAGCCGACUGGAUGCUCACUUGGAUGCGGACUGCCGCUUUCGGAUUGCUCCUUGCCCACACGAGGGCUGCGCAUGGGAAGACGUGGCUGAUCAGCUGCAGAGCCACAUGGAAGACUGCAUCCAUGCCCUCCACACUUGCGAGUUCUGCUUGGAGGAGUUGCGAGCUCGCUUCAUGCCUUCGCACGUGUGUCCAGUGAUUCCCCGAGAUCAGCGCACCUGCAACCACCUGUACUUCUGCGUGCGGUGUGCACUGAAAUGGUCCAAGCAGGCCGAACUCUCUGACGGGAAGAAGCGGUCCGAGUGUCCGCUGUGCCGCAAGGAGUACGACGAUCUGGCUCCGUGCCCUCAGCAUCUGCUGGUCGACGUGGAAGAUGCCAAGAAGGACUUGAAAGCCUUGCAGGCCUUUCAUCUCAGGCUUUGCGAUUGUCCUGAAGAGUCUUGCCACUGGGUCUCUCCCCUGCACGUGCACUUCACGCACGGCAGCAUCUCGGAGCGCUUCAAGCAGGAGGAGAGCAGCUUCGGAUGGAAGCGCCCCAGCAUCCUGGACACGAUACGGCAACUCCUUCGGGGCUGCGAGCCCUCCGAGCUGGAAUGCCUUGAUGUCUCCUGGCACAAAGGGCGAAUCCAUGUGGCUGGCUCGGGCAACCGUCGACUCUGCAUGUGGCGUUUACUCUGCCUCUUCCAUCCCCACCAGUGGGCUCGGAUCAAGGUGAAGUUCCGCAGCCGGAGCGACCGUCGACUCCAUUUCAGUGCGGCAUUGGACACCGAAUGCAACGGAGACUUUGUGGAAGUGCGGCACGGACGCUAUGUCGGCAAGUCCUUGCACCCUUCCGGGAGUGACCCCGGAGUUGUGUGGGCCGAAGCAUGGGCGCUAUUGCGGCUGCGCCACAGACUCCGGUCCAGUGCAGCAGCGACCGGGCAGGGUGGCGAGGCCUCGCAGUGCACAGUGCAGCGAGAGCAACGUGCGUCCCAUCUGGAAGAGCUAGAAAGCUUCGCGAAGAGCUGCAAGGUGGAAGAGGAUAGCUUGGAAUUUGGGGUGAAUGAAAAUUCGCAGACAUGUCUGGCCAUAAACCAGCAUGUGGAAUCGUGGCGGCGGCAUGAAGUCCGGCUCCCACAUGACGAGCAUUCCUGGACACAGCUGCGCCAGUGCAGUGCUGACGAGGCGGACGGAGCAAUCACACGAAAACUUCGUCAAGGAAAAAUGGCUCAGAAUACUGUGAGCAAACCUGGCAAGAUUGACAUCGACUGGAACGACAGACAGGACCACAGCAGCACGGCUGGGCUCUUCGCAAGAUACACUUUUGCACUAGAGGGCUUCCAGCUACUUGCUAUGGCAUCAGCGGGCAUCCGGGGACACGAUGCGGGACCACUGUUUGCAGGGGAGAUUGUGGUCGAUUGCCGCGGCCACUUGCUGGGUCGCCUUGCAUCUGUCCUGGCGAAGGAGCGUUCAGAGGAUAUCAACAUCUCCGGAUCCCUUUACCGCAACAAGCUGAAGUAUGCUGCCUUCAAGAGGAAGCACAUGAACUCCAAUCCACGACAAGGACCUUUCCAUUAUCGAGCACCAUCAAAGAUCCUUUGGCGCACCAUCCGGGGCAUGGUUCCCCACAAGACCGCUCGAGGAGCUGCCGCAUUGGAUCGCUUGAAGACAUUCGAGGGCAUUCCUCACCCAUAUGACCGCAAGAAGCGCAUGGUUCUGCCCAGCUGCCUCAAAGUGCUCCGCCUCCGCCCUGAGCGCCGGUUCUGCCGCCUCGGCGACCUUUCGAAGGAGGUCGGAUGGAAGCACGGCGCUCUCAUCGAGCGCUUGGAGAGCCAGCGCAAAGUGAAGAGCGAGGCAUUCCACAAGAAGAAGGUGGCCGCAAAGCGAGCGCGCUCGGAAGCCCUGAAGGCGGUGAAGCUGUCGGCUGAGGACCAGAAGGCACUUGAAGAAGCGGGCUAUGCGUAA